Galeopterus variegatus (Sunda flying lemur) is the source of this 1985-nucleotide messenger RNA. It is a transcript of the gene CSPG5, whose product is annotated as chondroitin sulfate proteoglycan 5 (neuroglycan C). NCBI's taxonomy places the organism in Eukaryota, Metazoa, Chordata, Mammalia, Dermoptera, Cynocephalidae. Gene Ontology annotation, biological process: nervous system development. Bases 1 to 1626 code for a protein of 541 amino acids. The transcript is spliced from 5 exons. The record is from RefSeq and is a predicted model, not a curated record.
AUGGGCCCGAGGAGAGCGAGCCGCGGUGGGGCGGGGCUGAGGGCCCUCCCCGCGCGCAGCCCUGACACCCCGGCCCUCGCUCUCCCACUCACAGCUCGCGAGGCGGGCAGCGCAGUCGAGGCCGAGGACCUGGUCAGGAACAGCCUGGCGUGGGAGCCGCGUGCCAACGACACUCAGGAGGAGGCCGGCACGCCAGCGGCUGGGAAAGAUGAGACUUUGUGGACGGCGCCCGGCGGCGAGCCGGCCGCUGUGGGCCCUGGGGUCGGGCCAGAGGAGGUAGUGGAGGCAUCAGCUGCAGUGACCGGCACCGCCUGGUUGGAGGCUGACAGCCCAAGCACGGGCGGAGUGACCGCGGAGGCAGGCAGCGGGGAUGCCCAUGCCCUUCCAGCUACUCUCCAGGUUCCCAAUGAGGCCCUGGGGCAGUCAUCAGUGCCCCCCACUAUCCCUGAAGCUACUGAGGCCGACCGACCACCCUCCCCCACUCCUAGAAACAAGCUUAGCCCAGGCCCUGAACUCCCCAAGGAGAGCCCCUUGGAGGUUUGGCUGAACAUGGGAGGCAGCACACCUGACCCUCAAGGGCUAGAGCCCACCUACCCCUUUCAGGGCACAUCAGAGCCCCAACCGGCAUCAGAUAUAAUUGACAUCGACUACUUCGAAGGGUUGGAUGGUGAAGGUCGUGGCGCAGACCUGGGGAGCUUCCCAGGGUCACCAGGAACCUCGGAGAACCACCCUGAUACGGGGGGAGAGACCCCUUCCUGGAGCCUGCUUGACUUAUACGAUGACUUCACCCCCUUUGAUGAAUCUGAUUUCUACCCCACCACAUCCUUCUAUGAUGACUUGGAGGAAGAGGAGGAGGAGGAGGACGAUGCACUGGGAGGUGGAGACCUGCAAGAUGAAAAUGACCUUCUAGUGCCCACCGAGAAGCCUGGUCUGAGGCCCGGGACAGGCCAGCCCACCAGUCGAUGGCAUGCGGUCCCUCCACAGCAUACUCUGGAGAUGGUCCCAGGCAGCAAUAUCGCCCUCAGGCCCCACCCAGGAGAGCCGGGCAGGGACCUGGCCUCAAACGAAAACGGCACUGAAUGCCGCAGUGGCUUCGUGCGGCAUAACGGCUCCUGCCGGUCAGUGUGCGACCUCUUCCCAAGUUACUGUCACAAUGGCGGCCAGUGCUACUUGGUGGAGAACAUAGGGGCCUUCUGCAGGUGCAACACGCAGGACUACAUCUGGCACAAGGGGAUGCGCUGUGAGUCUAUCAUCACUGACUUCCAGGUGAUGUGUGUGGCCGUCGGCUCAGCUGCCCUUGUCCUACUCCUGCUCUUCAUGAUGACAGUGUUCUUUGCCAAGAAGCUCUAUCUGCUCAAGACAGAGAAUACCAAGCUGCGUAGAACCAACAAAUUCCGGACCCCAUCUGAGCUCCACAAUGAUAAUUUCUCCCUCUCCACCAUUGCCGAGGGCUCUCACCCAAAUGAUGAUCCUAGUGCUCCCCACAAAAUCCAGGAAGCUCUCAAGUCCUGCCUGAAAGAGGAGGAAUCAUUUAAUAUCCAGAACUCCAUGUCACCCAAACUUGAGGGUGGCAAGGGUGACCAGGCUGACUUGGAGGUGAACUGUCUUCAGAAUAACUUAACCUAAAGCAGAGCAAGAAGAGAGGAAAUAGGGGGUGGGGGCUGGGUGGAGGGAAGAAACAUUAUCUCCUCUUGUACAGAGCCUAUUUCUUGUAACCAUUUGUUAAACUCUUUUCUUUUUCUGACCUCAUGGCAUGCUUUGAUGUAUUUUGUACAGGAGGGAAAAAAACACUUAAAAUAAGCAAGAAACUGAACAGAAUUGCAUACACUGGAUUGUUUUGUCUGUGCUGUCUGUACAUUGCUUCUGUUGCUGUGAUUUCUAAACCUAUGUUGUUACUCAACUGACUUUUUUUUUUGUACUUUGACCCACCUUUUUUUGAAAUACCAGUAAAAAACAAAGUUCUUGAAAUAAAACUUUUUAAAAAG